GGAUUGGCGUACAGUCGGGGGGAAGCGAUUUCGGAGAUCUUGCGAGCUUAUGAUGUGUCAGCAAAGGCUGUCCCAAACAUCUGCUGUUUUAACCAGGGAAGUGCAUUUGCUUUUAGCACUGGACUGCUUCUUGUGUUUCCAACAUUGUGCACAUAUAUAUGCCGGGACGAGUAUCCUCAAUGAGUGGCUUGAAUUGCAUUUGGCACACGCACGGCCCACUCGUGCCAUCAUAUCAUCACUCUUCCGGCCAAGGGUAGCAUUUCACUGCAUUGCAUAGGUCGCCACCCGGUGACGCAAUUUCUGUGAUGUUGUUGACGAGCGGUAUUGUCCCCACAUGCCAUAAUCCAUGUGUGGCCUUUCAGGCCAGAACCGCCGGUACUAGCAAUUGGGAAC
Messenger RNA from Cantharellus anzutake, 393 nucleotides. RefSeq lists its product as uncharacterized. The record is from RefSeq and is a predicted model, not a curated record. Lineage: Eukaryota; Fungi; Basidiomycota; Agaricomycetes; Cantharellales; Hydnaceae. The transcript has 2 exons. The coding region runs from base 50 to 277 and encodes 75 amino acids.